AUGUCGACCACUUCCAAUCAGGCCCAUUCCGGUGGCGAGUGGGCUGGCGAGUUGAAGGAGUAUACGGUCAACACGAUGUAUUACUACAAGGGCAACGUUCAUUUCAUCACGUCCGACAAUGUGCUCUUUCCUUUUGACCUCGAUCGUCUUGCGAAAGUCAGCUCAGUUUUCCGAGACCUCCGCAACAUCCCGCAGCCUUCCGGUAAAGAGAUCGGAGCUCCCAUUUCCGGCCAGACCAUCCUCGAGAAACUCAAUGAGCUAUCGCUCAACGAGCGAGAAGACAUCUCCAGGCAUACUGAUGCUGUCAUCAUCUUUCCCGAGUGCAAUGCAAAAGCUCUCCAGCCUUGGUUGAACCUGGUCUCUGAUGGGGGAGCAUACGGAUCAGGCCUGAGAAUUUCUUGCGAGGACUGCAAAGAGCUCUACACUUUGAUGGACAAGUAUGGGUGCGAUGACAGCCUUUACGAAGUUUUGCGGUCUCAGUUGUCUUUCAUGGGAAACGAUAGGCCUUGGGAUUUGUUUAUUAUGGCUUCGCAUGGGAACGACAGGGUCUUGGGGAGUCGUGUCCUCCAGUCUAUGAGCAAUGAUACUUUCUUUGCAGGAGGCUUUGUGUCGAGACUCGAGCGGCUGAGUGAUUCCUGGGCCAUGGCUGUAUACCGUGCAGUCUUCAACAAAGACGUCAACCUCGGACUCACUGAUGAAUUGACAGAAACCCAUCGUUACAUGAAGCGCCUACCAGUGGAGCCCCCCAAAUACAUAAAUUUCGAUUUCUGGAAAGAUAACCUCUAUGAGACCUUCUUUGCAAUUGUGUAG
Cryptococcus wingfieldii CBS 7118 is the source of this 810-nucleotide messenger RNA. RefSeq lists its product as hypothetical. The record is from RefSeq and is a predicted model, not a curated record. The transcript is spliced from 2 exons. NCBI's taxonomy places the organism in Eukaryota, Fungi, Basidiomycota, Tremellomycetes, Tremellales, Cryptococcaceae. The coding region runs from base 1 to 810 and encodes 269 amino acids.